CAAUCGGCCACCCUUGCCUUCCCUUCCCCGCAGGGCAGCCACGCAGGCGAGCCGAGGAAGGAAACCCUUGUGAGCGGCGGCGAUGCCGUCGGAAGGGAAGAGGAUGGCGGGGCUGUGGGAGCGCGAGGUCGGCCGCCUCCCACCCAAGCGCUUCGCCAACGCCGUCAUGGCAUCCCAGGACUUUGUGCAUUCUCUCAACAUACGGAAGAGGCUGCGGAAGCACAGGGCCUGCGUGAACACCAUAAGCUUCAACGCAGACGGGAGCUUGCUCCUCUCCGGGUCGGACGACCGGAGUGUCGUGCUGUGGAACUGGGAGGAGGCGGUGCCGACCUUCGCUUUCCACACCGGCCACUGUAAUAAUGUGCUCCAUGCGCAGUUCAUGCACUUCUCAGAUGACCGGAGCAUCGUCACAUGCGCUGCUGAUGGUGAGGUGAGGCAUUUGCAGAUACAAGAAGGGGGUCGUGUAACUACAAACGAGCUUGUUGAGUUAGAGUUUGCGGUACACAAGUUGGCUGUUGAACCGGGAAGUCCUUACACAUUCUAUUGCUGCUGUGAAGAUAGCUCUGUGUGGCUUUUUGACCUAAGGGGCAAAGAUGCCGUGGAACUCUUUAAAUGUGGGGCUGUUAAUCAGUUCACUGGUGAGACCAUCGAGCUCUUUGCUAUUGCCAUAGACCCAAGGAAGCCCUGUUGUUUCGCAGUUGCCGGAUCCGAUGAGUAUGUGAGGAUAUAUGAUACCCGCAAGAUUUAUCUGGAUGGGAAUUCUAGUUUCGGUCGCCCAACUGAGCACUUCUGCCCCCCACAUUUGAUUGGUGAAAACAAAGAUGGAAUAACCGGUUUGGCUUUCUCACAGACCAGCGAAUUAUUAGCAUCCUAUAGUUAUGACAAUAUCUACCUUUUCUCGAGAGAGCAUGGAUUACACUUCAACAGUAUUGAGGUAGGUGAACGACUCCUGAUGGAUGAGACCGAGGGAGUCUGCCACAUAAAUACAGCCCCAUUACCUUUUUGUAGGGAUAAGUUUCCUAUACCUAAGACUUUCAAGGGACACCGGAACGUACACACCAUUAAGGGGGUUAACUUCCUUGGCCCCAACUGUGAUUAUGUUACCUCUGGAUCAGACUGUGGCCAUAUAUUUAUUUGGAGAAAGAAGGAUGGGGAGCUUAUUAGAGUGAUGAAAGGAGAUAAGCGGAUUGUAAACUGUGUCGAGCAGCACCCUUCUGGGACUGUUGUUGCAAGCAGUGGCAUUGAGAAUGAUGUCAAGAUUUGGGAACCUGGUGAAAGUGAAAACCCCUCAAUCGCACACAUUGAUGAGGUCGAGACAGAUAUGUGGCACUCCAGUAGCAGUGAUUCUGAUGCCUUCGUUUACAACAACAAUUAUGAUUAUAUGAUGGACUCGGAUGUUGAUUUAUAUUAUGAAAAUGAUGAUGAUGAUGAUGAGGAAGAUGAAGAUACAUCGCAGGAUUCAUCAAAGGAAGAUAAAGAUGGUGAUAACAGUGCCAAAGAAGACGAUGAUGGUGAUAACAGUGCCAAAGACAUGAGCGAUGGUUGAUGAAGAUGUAAUUGGUGAGGGAGAUUGCAUUCAGCUAUUAUUUCAAGAGUAGCUGGUGCUGGUUUCGUUGUAGGUGAUUAGGAGGAGUGAGGCUUACAAACAGAUGCGUAGUUAGGAUUCUCAAGAGUUUUUGUAUGAUGUCUGUUAGGUUAGGGUUUAGUGUUGCUUUUCACUCUUCAGCCUUUCACCUGUAUAUAUUCUUCAGAAUUGAGAUAGCCUAGCAUUGUGAUGUCGAUGUCUCCUGAAAGCAAUUAUCCAGCGGGAGACUAACAUAUAAGCAGCUAUGUGCAUAUGCUAUUAGAUAGAGUGUUAAGUUUUCAACCAUUCAUAUAAUACUUUAUGAAGAAGUACUUACUCUUGACGGA
This is a messenger RNA of Phragmites australis (common reed), 1911 nucleotides long. RefSeq lists its product as uncharacterized. The transcript has 5 exons. Gene Ontology annotation, molecular function: protein binding. The record is from RefSeq and is a predicted model, not a curated record. NCBI's taxonomy places the organism in Eukaryota, Viridiplantae, Streptophyta, Magnoliopsida, Poales, Poaceae. Gene Ontology annotation, cellular component: cytoplasm; Cul4-RING E3 ubiquitin ligase complex. The coding region runs from base 83 to 1546 and encodes 487 amino acids.